Molecule: messenger RNA, 1613 nt
Organism: Scatophagus argus
Lineage: Eukaryota; Metazoa; Chordata; Actinopteri; Scatophagidae
Product: odorant receptor 131-2-like
Exons: 1
Coding region: 244-1206 (320 amino acids)
Biological process (GO): G protein-coupled receptor signaling pathway
Cellular component (GO): membrane
Molecular function (GO): G protein-coupled receptor activity
Source: RefSeq, a predicted model, not a curated record
CAUGUGAAAAGGGAGGAUGGAGCUCAUAUCUCAUAAGUGUUGGGAGGAAAACUUGCAGACUGGCUUUGCUCACACAGAAGCAAGCACAAACUGCCGGGUGUGGACAGGUGGAAAGUGGAUCUGUGUGAGUUCAGUUUGUCAUGUUGGAUCUUUGUUGUUACAGGAAUACAAACUGGGAGAAGUUUUUUGUGUGUUAGUUUUCCAGUGACAUCAGCAGGUCAGUGUCUGAACUGCUUCUCUGAGAUGUACAAAAACCAGUCUCUGACCAACGUCUCUGCUGAGCUGCAGUAUCAGGGCUUACUGGAGAGAGUGAUGUUCUCCACUCUGACCACAGCCUCCUGCUGCGUCUUCCUCUUCAUUAAUCUGACCAUGUUAUUCACCCUGAGGAGUAAACCGGUGUUUCGUGAGACGUCUCGUUACGUCCUCCUGUUUAACCUCCUUUUUGCAGAUACUACGCAGAUGGCCCUGAGUCAGUUAAUGUACAUACUGGCUGCUUGCAGAAUUAGACUGACAUAUCCUGUCUGUGGUGUUCUCACCAUGCUUGGCCAGCUCACAAGUGAAAUCUCCCCUCUCACGCUGGUGUUGAUGUCUCUGGAGAGGUAUGUGGCUGUGUGCUACCCACUGAGGCACGCCACCAUCGUCACCAUCAGAAACACGGGGCUGGCUGUCCUCCUGGUCUGGGCUUUCAGUUCACUCAAUAUCCUCAUUCGAGUUGUGUUACUGUUAGAUUUUCCAUUUUCAGAGCUGGAGAGCCUGCAGAUGAAAGAUUUUUGCUCUGACAUAGCUUUAUUUCUUCAUCCAAUGUCUGGUCACUAUGCCAAAGCCUUCACCUGCUUCCUGUUUGUGUCAGCUGGUGUGGCAGUCACGUCCUCCUAUAUCGGCGUGAUGGUAGCAGCCAGGUCAGCCUCCACAGGCAAAGCUUCAGCCCAGAAGGCUCGUAACACACUGCUGCUGCAUGUGGUGCAGCUGGGCCUCAGUCUCUCCUCCACCAUACACAACCCGAUGCUUGGAGCUCUUUCAACAAUUGUGACAAGGAUAGUGUUUGUCCGUAUACAGAAUGUUUUGUAUGUGUGUGUUUUCAUCUUGCCCAGAUGUCUGAGUUCUUUCAUCUAUGGCAUAAGAGAUCAGACCAUCAGAUCCGUCCUCAUGUACCAUCUGUGCUGUCAGUGGAGACACUCAGUUGUCCAAGCUAAGGCUGACCGGUGAAGCUCUUCAUUGUUUAAAAAUGUCAUAACUAUAACUAUAACGAAUGCCAGUAUUGCUUGAAAUUCCUUUAAAAGUGCUACUAAAAUAUUUCUGACAACCUACAGGCAUUACAUUUGAACAGGGUGUUAGUUUGUUUAAGCUGCUUUUAUUUCAUCUCCUGCUGAAAUGUUGUUAGCAUAGUUGUAACCUCUAACAUGUAUUACUGUGGGCCAAAUGCUUCUGCAGGAGGCACUUUUAGCUUUUACUGGAUGGCUAACAGUAAAGACAGAGGACAGAAGCUGAAAAAUAUCCAACAAUGGUCCUUUGACAGAUGCAAACUAGGGACGUUGAGGUUCACGGUCUGUACCUGUAAGCCCUUGGGCCAUCUGGGGGCCCAAGUGCAUGUGUUCACUGGAGGACUUGUAUGA